Molecule: messenger RNA, 798 nt
Organism: Macrosteles quadrilineatus (aster leafhopper)
Lineage: Eukaryota; Metazoa; Arthropoda; Insecta; Hemiptera; Cicadellidae
Exons: 4
Coding region: 1-777 (258 amino acids)
Source: RefSeq, a predicted model, not a curated record
AUGGGGGCGCUAGGCAGGCGACCAGGCGAGACCGACGGAGUCCACUCAGAGGUGACUCAGUACGGUAACAUGUGGGUAUUGUUGGUGACGGCUAGCUUGGUGUUUGGAGGCCACGCCGCGCCACCACCGGCGCUGCUGGAGCUUGGUGAGACAGUUUCAGAAAUCCUCAGCGACCUAGAAGACAUUCCAUUGGAAGAACGAGUCGACGACACAGUUUCUCCAGAACUCCUGGAGCUGUACCAAAACAUCGAAAUGCUGCUGGAGAUUCAAAAAAGCAACCUAACCGAAAGUCGGGAGGGCCGAGGACUUCUGAGCAAGCUGAGUUUUCUGACUGGUCUGAAACUCGGGAAUUUCCUGACGAGCUCGGGCACGCUGGCUGCUAGUCAGAGUAUAAACUUCCUAGGGAAGGUGCUGAACGCAGCCUUGUCUGUCAGCUACGGGAACGUCGGAGGAUAUCCCGGGCUGGGGGGAGAAAAUGGAAUUGGAGUCGGAGAACUGGGAGCUCUAGGGGCUCCAAUAGUGGGUCUGCAGAAACUGCCUGUCAUCGAGGAAGAUGUCCCUGACGAGGACAAGAAAAGAGAAAAGCCAGACAACGCCUCCCUGCCAGUCACCUCCCCGGCGGCCACCCCCGCCGUCAGGAUCAGGGCGAGUCCUGUGGAGUCUUCAAGGAAGGAGUUCCUCAAGGAUCACAACCACAGGGUUGACAACUUCAACAACAACUUUGAGAAAAAACUGAGAUCCCGAACUGGACGAAUAGAAGCAUCAACGUAUGUUUAGGUGUCAUAAACUUGGCGUAAU